GGCAAGAGAAACAUGUGGCGCGGAGCGGAGGAGGCCACCCCGUCCGGGUCCCCGUCACCCCCUCCCGCCCCCACUGCGACCCCUGCUCCGGCCCUGGGCCUGGCCGACGGUCGCGCUCCAGAACUUGUUGAUGGUCUCCAGGAAGAUUAUUAUAAUCUAUGUAUGGAAAAGUCCCAGAAAAUUAAUCCUUUUAUAUUGCAUAUACUCCAAGAAGUGGAUGAAGAAAUUAAAAAGGGAUUGGAAGGAAUCACAUUAAACAUUGCUGGUAACAGUCGCUUAAUGCCAGUAGAAAGAGUAACAGGUGAAGAUUUUUGGAUUCUUGCCAGAAUUUUAAAGAAGACGCCAUACAUUAGUGGUUUGGAUGUUAGAUAUAACUGCAUAACUGACGUUGGCGCAUACUAUGCUGCAAAACUGCUUCAGAAACAACAUAAUCUCAUUUACUUAAACCUUAUGUUCAAUGAUAUUGGUCCUGAAGGUGGAGAAUUGAUUGCUAAAGCACUACAUAAGAAUAAAAUUCUGAAAUACCUACGAAUGACUGGAAACAAGAUUGAAAAUAAAGGUGGCAUGUUGUUUGCUGCAAUGCUACAAAUUAAUUCAUCCUUAGAGAAAUUAGAUCUGGGUGACUGUGAUCUGGGAAUGCAGAGUGUGAUAGCAUUUGCUACAGUCCUAACUCAGAACCAAACAAUUAAGGGAAUAAACCUAAACCGACCUAUACUAUAUGGUGAACAGGAAGAGUCCACAGUUCACAUAGGCCGCAUGUUGAAGGAAAAUCACUGCCUUGUUGAACUACACAUGUGUAAGCAUCAUAUAAAAAAUUGUGGUAUUAAACAGUUAUGUGAUGCACUGUAUCUGAACAGGAGCCUACGCUACCUUGAUGUCAGCUGCAAUAAAAUAACUCGUGAUGGAAUGGUGUAUUUGGCUGAUGUACUGAAAAGCAAUACUACCCUGCAAGUAAUAGAUCUUUCUUUUAACAGAAUAGAAGAUGCAGGAGCAAACUAUCUCAGUGAAACUCUUGCUUCACACAACAGGAGUCUUAAAGCGCUGUCAGUGGUCAGCAACAACAUAGAGGGAGGAGGACUUGUUGCACUUUCACAAUCAAUGAAAACAAAUCCCACUCUCUCUAACAUCUACAUUUGGGGAAACAAAUUUGAUGAGGCUACGUGUGUGGCAUAUUCUGACUUAAUUCAAAUAGGCCGUCUAAAACCAGACAAUACAGAUGUGGAGCCAUUUGUUGUGGAUGGACGUCUGUAUCUUGCAGAAGUCUCCAAUGGCCUUAAAAAGCAUUAUUACUGGAGACCAACUGAUAGAGAAGCUUGCAGCCACUCAUCUAAUGCAGGUUUUACUCUUGUACCAGUCGGUCAACAUAUAUGAAAAACAAGCUCUAAAAUAAUUUUCACAUAUUUAUCUUAUUACUUUCACAGAGAUUAAUAUUUUAUUGCCUGUUAAAUUUUUCUUUCAUAAAUUAGAACAAGUUACUUUUGUCAGAUGUGUUAAAAACUGA
Messenger RNA from Ceratotherium simum simum (southern white rhinoceros), 1501 nucleotides. RefSeq names its product leucine rich repeat containing 34 (gene LRRC34). NCBI's taxonomy places the organism in Eukaryota, Metazoa, Chordata, Mammalia, Perissodactyla, Rhinocerotidae. Gene Ontology annotation, molecular function: protein binding. The record is from RefSeq and is a predicted model, not a curated record.